AUGAUUCCAGGGACCCACAUCGCAGCAGAGGAGCACAACAAGAUCGUUCGCCACAUUGUCGCCAGCACAAAUGAGGCUGCUGAAUUGACCAGACGUGAGCUAUGCUCCUAUGGUACCAUCGGAGUACAUGUGCUAGAGCUGCUGGAACCUGCUACUGCGAAGCAAGCUUCUACAACGCCUGGCAAGCAAAAGCAAGAGGCAGCAGCACAUGAUAAGCAGCAGGGAAUCAAGCAAGAGCCAGGAGAAGAAGAUUUCUUCGGAGAGAAUAACGGAGGAGGAGAUUUGCUCAGCGACGGUGUCGGGAAGCAAGAACAGCAACAUGAUGGUGAUGAAAAGGAACAGUCUUCGGGCGGAAAUCACGGCACCGGUCGCCUCAAAAUGGUUGCAGGAUACGAAGGUCGUGUGGUCGCUGGGAUCAAGCAGAAGGAUGGAGCCUUUUUCACUCCUGUCCAGCAAGCCUCAUCGUCGCCCACCACGAACUACCAACAGUUUCGCCAGCUGUGA
Letharia columbiana is the source of this 504-nucleotide messenger RNA. RefSeq lists its product as uncharacterized. Bases 1 to 504 code for a protein of 167 amino acids. NCBI's taxonomy places the organism in Eukaryota, Fungi, Ascomycota, Lecanoromycetes, Lecanorales, Parmeliaceae. The record is from RefSeq and is a predicted model, not a curated record. The transcript has 3 exons.